This is a messenger RNA of Acaulospora morrowiae, 282 nucleotides long. The record is from the annotation of a GenBank genome assembly. NCBI's taxonomy places the organism in Eukaryota, Fungi, Glomeromycota, Glomeromycetes, Diversisporales, Acaulosporaceae.
AUGAAUUUCAAAAAUCUUUUCGUGGCAGUCAUGGACAAGCGAAUCAAUAAUAUAAUCGAAUCAAACAUUAGAGCGAAAGCGCCAAUUUCCCAAAGAAACAAAGAUAAGAAUCCCAUUAUCAUCAAACCAGAGUUCCCACCAAAUAUCAAACCCAAAGAUUUAGUAAUAACACCAGACGAUAGUAAUAGUAAACCGCCUAGAUCACCGAAUGCAUUUAUUAUAUAUCGUAAAAAUUUUGUUGAGGCAGCAAAAACUGGUGGAUACCAUCUUCCAAUGACUACA